Xyrauchen texanus (razorback sucker) is the source of this 1804-nucleotide messenger RNA. It is a transcript of the gene knop1, whose product is annotated as lysine-rich nucleolar protein 1. The record is from RefSeq and is a predicted model, not a curated record. Bases 77 to 1495 code for a protein of 472 amino acids. NCBI's taxonomy places the organism in Eukaryota, Metazoa, Chordata, Actinopteri, Cypriniformes, Catostomidae. The transcript has 5 exons.
CCGGAUUUGAAGCGCAGGAAAGAGUUCGCACGUGCGGCUAACGAAUGGUUCAAAAGGAGCUUUAAAUCAAGAGAACAUGGCCGUCGGUGGGGUGGUCAAAGAGAAGAAGAAAAAGAAGAAAAUAGAGGAAGUGGAAGCAAACGACCUACUUGAGGACGAAGGACACAAAAAUGAUGCCUCCGUCCAAACGGUUGUUAAAAACGAAUUCUCGGAAAUAAACAUCGGUGGCGGAGAUGUAGAUAAAGAUGCUCCUGAGAGGAAGAGAAAGAAAAAGAAGAAAACGAAGGAAAUGAAGCAGGAUGUGAACGGAGACAUCUUGUGUCAUGAUGCAUCGGUCCAGACUACCGUUAAAAACGAGAUCAGUAAACGUGAUAAACAGGAGGGGGGUGCGCCUGCAAAGAAGAAAAAGAAGAUGAAGAAGGAAGUAGAAUCACUCCAGGAGGAAGUAGUUGAGGAAGGAGAACAGAUGGAUGGAGAGUCCAAGGAGAAAAAAAGACGGAAAAAGUUGAAGACAAGUGUCGGAGAGGCUGAAGAGAGAAAAAAGAAGGUGGUUGUAGAGACCAAAGAAGAACAAAUGGUGAAUUUGGGACUCAACGAAGAGAUGGAGAGCAAGAAGAAGAAGAAGAAAAGGAAAACUGAGGAUGAUGUGACUGAAUUAGAUGAUGGAAAGAUCAAGAAGAAAAGAAAAAAGAAUAAAGAAAUAAAUGUCAACACCGGAGAAACGGAUGCAUGUGAAGGGAAAGGACAACAGGAGAAAAAGAAGAAGAAAAAAGAAAUGAAGGCCAGUAAAGAGACGGAGAACGAGAAAAGAAAGUCUCCAGCAGAAGAGUCGUCGUCGUCGGGUGAAAAGAAAAGCAAAAAGCUAAAAAAGAAAUUGGCAAGCUUGGAUCAAGGUCAUGCUCCUGUGAAAGAGACGACGGCGGCGGCGGAUGAUGUCGUCGAGAUGGAGGCGGCACCUGUGGAAAAGAAAAGGAGUAAAAGAAACGUAAGGAAUAAGUCCAAAGACAAGGUUAAAAAGACUAAACUCAAAGAGGAGGAUAACGAACCAUUCGAGGAGAGUGCGAAUGAUAAAAAGACCGAUGUUGUGUUCCUGUCGGAAAAGCGUGGAAAUCGUGACGAAAUUUCUAUAGACCAGGCCCGGCGUCUCGCCCUGCAGAGAGACAUUGAUCAGGAAUCACAGCCAAAGCCAGGUCUCGGCCAGUGGGGAAGCGCCCAGUUUGAAAGCUCUGACAGACAGGCGAAGUUCCUGCGACUGCUGGGCGGGUUUAAAAAAAGCAGCCAGCCAAUUACAGGAAGCUCUGGAAGUGCCAGUAUGGCACUGGGGAAGGAAGCACAAAAGACUUUGCAGCAAGGCCUUCUCGGAGAGUUUGAGCGGGCUCAGAGCCGGAAUGUGGACUUCAGGAAUAAAGGAGCUGGAUUGGGAUUCACCGAGCCAUCCAAUAAGAAAUUUACCAUUGACGUCAAUGCACGGAACGCUAUACGAUUCGAUGACUGAGACCGACUUUGGGGGGAUUUUUUAUAAAUGACUUACAAACACAAUUACAUAUAGGUGUAAUUUAGUUUUGUCACAUCUAAUGGAGUGAAAUGCAAUUUUAAGUGGGACCAUUGUCCACUGAAAUAUACAAAUUAAAUACCUGAAAUACCCAAGGUGGAUUUUAAUCAUGUAUGUGGUCAAGUAUGACUGCAAAUGCCACUAAAGAAGGGUGAAGACAGACACUGUGGUUCAGAGUUUUUAUGGCAUUUAUACUGAAUUGACUUUAACGACCUAAAGGUCCAAUACCACGAAAUAAAACAAAUUCAAAAU